Cynara cardunculus var. scolymus (artichoke) is the source of this 1359-nucleotide messenger RNA. RefSeq names its product spermidine hydroxycinnamoyl transferase-like. Lineage: Eukaryota; Viridiplantae; Streptophyta; Magnoliopsida; Asterales; Asteraceae. Gene Ontology annotation, molecular function: acyltransferase activity, transferring groups other than amino-acyl groups. The record is from RefSeq and is a predicted model, not a curated record. Bases 1 to 1359 code for a protein of 452 amino acids. The transcript has a single exon.
AUGAGAGUCACCAUCAAACCUUCUUCCAUGGUCAAACCAGCUGAACCAACAUGGUCGGGUAGGCUAGCCCUCUCGGAGUUGGAUCAGACCGGUAUGACCACCCACGUCCCAACCAUCUACUUCUACACACAGCCCUCCGACGACUGGAACACUGUUCUACAAACCCUAAUAACUUCCCUCACCACCACACUUGUUCAUUUCUACCCUUUAGCCGGUCGACUAUCUUCCAUCGCCGGUGGUCGUCUGGAGCUUGACUGCAACUCCGCCGGUGUACAGUUAACUGAAGCUUAUGCUGACAUUAAACUAGUUGACCUAGAUGAUUUGUUGGAGUCUCCAAUGAUAAACAAACUCAUUCCUUCAGUAGAUUAUCGUCAAACACCCCUUGAAGAUACCCCAUUGUUGCUUUUGCAGGUUACAAGAUUUUGUUGUGGAAGUUGGUCUCUAGGGUUUUGUAUAUCCCAUGUUGUUGUUGACGGGCAAAGCGCUUUGCAUUUUCUCUCAGAAUGGGCUAGGGUUUGUCGCGGUGGGUUAGUGGCAUCACCACCCUAUCUUGACAGAAAAAUUUUACGUGCUGGUGAGUCUCCGAUAACGACAUGUUCGAGUAUCCAUCAAUAUGGACAAUUUAUUCCUCCUCCGAUCCUUAUAGGUCAAUCAAGCAACAAGAAUGAAAGAAGGAAGAAGACCACAGUAGCAAUGAUGAAAUUAACCGAAACCCUUGUUACGAAACUGCGAAAUAAAGCUAACCAAAGUCGAAAAAAUGAAGGCGGCCAUUGUUUUACCCGUUACGAGGCUGUAACUGCGCACACAUGGCGAACAGCAUGCAUGAUUCGUAAUCAUGAAUCAGAGCAGCCAACUGCAAUAGGCAUCUGUAUCGAUGUUCGAAGCAAGAUGAAGCCGCCAUUGCCGGAAAAGUACUUUGGAAACGCCAUUAUUGACGUGAUCGCCACUGGAACUUCCGGUGAGAUAGUUUCAAAGUCAUUAGGGUAUGUUUCGAGUAAAAUAAAAGAAGCGAUCGAGAAGGUGAAUGAUGAGUAUGUGAGCUCAAUGAUUGAUUUCUUGAAGAACCAAGAAGACUUAUCAAAGUUUCAAGAUUUGCAAUGGAUUAGGGACGAUGGAGGGCCAUUUUACGGCAACCCGAAUCUGGGGGUGAUAAGCUGGUUAACACUACCGAUGCAUGGUGUGGAUUUUGGCUGGGGAAAGGAAUUGUUUACAGGACCAGGAACAGGAGACGCCGUUGAUGGUGAUUUCUUGAUUCUUCGUGGGGAAGAAGCAAGUGGGUCUCUGGUUGUAGCGUCAUGUUUACAGGUGAGACACAUGGAGGAUUUUAAAAGGGUGUUCUAUCAAAGUAUAGAAGAUUGA